This is a messenger RNA of Fusarium graminearum PH-1, 486 nucleotides long. RefSeq lists its product as uncharacterized. The coding region runs from base 1 to 486 and encodes 161 amino acids. The transcript is spliced from 2 exons. NCBI's taxonomy places the organism in Eukaryota, Fungi, Ascomycota, Sordariomycetes, Hypocreales, Nectriaceae. The record is from RefSeq and is a predicted model, not a curated record.
AUGGCCGAUUUAGAAGCCAAGCUGACUCCCCUCGAUAUGGACUAUUCCCUUCAGGCUCCCAACAGCGAAGGCAUGGUCCCCGAUAAAGAUGGUCAAGCCUCUUGGAAGCCGAGUGUUGCCGAGGCCGUCGAAACUCUAAAAUUGAAGGGUUGGGCCCAGACGAUGAAAGUUGAGCAAGUCACUAGCGGCAAGACCAAAGACUACGCAGAACUUGUUGGUCGCGUCGACAAGAAGUUCCAAGACUAUUAUGACAAGCUAGGGAGCGACCCUAAGUGGAAAAGAAAACUAAUUGAGACGAACCAACGGACAAACAAGCUAACUGGCGAAAUUGUCGCUCUCCGCCAGCAGGAAGCUGAUGACUGGGUGAUAAAGCAACUGACGCAAGAUGCGGACCACAACAACCCCAAGGUACCAGACGAGGAUAAAAAGCUUGGAAUCGGCUUGAGUCGUGACGAUCUCGUCAUUGAGCGAUACGGACGUUCUUAG